Messenger RNA from Trichogramma pretiosum, 596 nucleotides. RefSeq lists its product as uncharacterized. The record is from RefSeq and is a predicted model, not a curated record. NCBI's taxonomy places the organism in Eukaryota, Metazoa, Arthropoda, Insecta, Hymenoptera, Trichogrammatidae. The transcript is spliced from 3 exons. Bases 40 to 594 code for a protein of 184 amino acids.
GUUGAAAAAAACGUUUCUUCGGGCGUUUCAAUUACGAAAAUGUUCACCAAAAUUUUAUUUUUGGUCGUUUUAGGAUGUGCCGUUGUUUUGGCUCGUCCAGAUCCCAAAUUAGAUCUUGAUGAAUCUGAGGUUCAGCAAGCUCCAAGUUUGCGUGAAAGAAUCAGCCAUUGGUGGACUAGUGUUAAAACUAAAGCUAAAAAUGCCAUUGAAAAAGUCAAAACUGGAACCGUUAAAUUAUAUGACAGAUUAAGCGGUAGAGAAGCCUCUCGAGCACAAGCACUUAUAGCUCAUCUUCAAGAUAAUUUGAAGAAAUUAGAUGAGAGUUACAGGCAAAAAUUGGAAGCAAAGGCUGAAGAAAUUGACGCGAUAAGGGAGUCUCUAAGGAGAGAAAAGGACGACCAAAUUUCUAGUUUGAAAAAUGAUCAUUUGCGGGAAUUAACUCUUAAACAAAGUGAACUAGACACCAUUCGAAGAGAAGGGCAAAGACGAAUUGAAGAAGUUAAGAAAGACUACGAAGGAAUGUACCACGAAUUAACCCAAAUUGUAAAAGCCCGUCACGAAAAGAUUUCAAAGAAAAAGUACUUUAAAAAGUAAAA